GCCUUACACCGCGAGUCCGCCGACGUGCUUCAUCGGAGUUAAAAUUUCAAAGUCAAGGAAGUUGAUCUCCUCAAUUACCAUUACCAGCUCCCAAAUCUCAUUUCCACGCCAACACGCUAUUAAACCUCUCUUUUCUCUCUUCAACCCGCAACAACAAAUAUUUCCAUUCCAAAAAAUUCAAAACCCUAAUUUCCCGCCAAAAUGCCGUACCCCGUCAUUGUCGACGACAAUGACAUAGACGACGCCGCUUUGUGGGCCGUAAUCGAUUCCGCCGCAGCAUCCCACUCCUCAUCGAAAUCCAAAACCCUACCAACCAUCACUUAUCCCAAUCAACGCCAAUCCCCUUCUCCGGUAUCCAAACCAUCGCCGUCGCCGGUAUCGUCGCUUCCGCCGGGAAAGUUCCACCGGAUAUCGCGGGAUUCCGGCGAGGUUGUGCAGGAGUCGUGGGCUUACCGACCGCCGAGGAAGGUGGCGAGGAUCGCUGCUCCUCCAGAGGCCAACGUGAGCGGCAGCCCUCUCGCUUUGGUCAGGACCGUGGAGAGGACACCGCCAGCGAAGGCCUAUGCGUCGCCGGAGUCUUAUCUGUCGCCGGGGAUUGGAAAAUUGACAGGGCAAGAGGUGAGCGGGAGCUGCACGGAGUUGUCGCCACAGUGUUUUGGCGGCGGCGGAAGGAGGAGCGAGAAGGUAGAUGAGGAGAAGGAGAAUGGCAUGUGGCAUGGCUUGUCUGGAAGGUUUCCUUCGGUUUCUUUGUUCAAGGAGUACCAAAAUGCAGCUAUGGCGAUUUUGGAGAAAACUGAUUACACUUUGAUUUCAGGAAAGUCUUUCAUUAAAAAAACAGGUUGGAGAAAGAUAUCUUGCUACUUUAAUAUUUCUUAUGAAAUCAGAGAUAAGAACAUUGAGUUUGAUGAGAAUCGCAAUGUUCAGCGUGCUGAGUUUGUUGUUCGUGCAUACAUGCAGUAUGUUCUUGUUUGGGGUGGCAGAUUCUCAGAUGGCUGGGGCUCUUGUGAGCGAUGUGAAAAGAGAUUUCAGAAACCAAAUCAUGAUAUUCCAAGCACAGCUGAGACCAGAGCCAAAAACAAAGCUUGUCAGGUACGUCAUUUUUGGUGUGUACUUUGUCUAUUUUAUUUUGUUUUUGGUACAUUGGGAGCAAUGAGGUUUGGAUCUAAGAUUUCUUACAAACUACUCAACUAAAAGCUUUUUCAGACCAACUUAGACCACAAACAUCUAGCACGCUGUUACUUUUACAGGAUUUGCUAGGAAUUGGAGAAUACCGACCUGGUGCAACAAGUCAAGUUCAUUGAUUUUGCGGAUACAUUCUGUUCUGUUCUUUGUACUGAUUUGGUAUCCCUGAAAUAUUUUCUUUAUCCACAUGCACUAUAUAUUUGUUGGAGGGAGAAAGUAAACUAAAAAGUUGUAAAUAAAA
Molecule: messenger RNA, 1423 nt
Organism: Arachis duranensis
Lineage: Eukaryota; Viridiplantae; Streptophyta; Magnoliopsida; Fabales; Fabaceae
Exons: 4
Coding region: 202-1191 (329 amino acids)
Source: RefSeq, a predicted model, not a curated record